This is a messenger RNA of Exophiala mesophila, 2148 nucleotides long. RefSeq lists its product as hypothetical. Gene Ontology annotation, molecular function: transmembrane transporter activity. Lineage: Eukaryota; Fungi; Ascomycota; Eurotiomycetes; Chaetothyriales; Herpotrichiellaceae. Bases 462 to 1967 code for a protein of 501 amino acids. The record is from RefSeq and is a predicted model, not a curated record. Gene Ontology annotation, biological process: transmembrane transport. The transcript is spliced from 5 exons. Gene Ontology annotation, cellular component: membrane.
CGUUAGAAAAUAUCCCGACUUUACGACUUUAGUUGAUAAGACUCAACUCACUACCGGCAGAAGGGACCGAGAAUCGUCUUCCUCAUUCACUCAUUCUGUGACUAUCAAAGGCUAUCUGCGAAUGAUCCAUUGCGUGGGUCUUAUCUCCAGGUUUUGGAUAAGCAUAAACUGGAAUGUGGUGUGGGCCAAGUCCUAGGUAACUUGUCGAGUGGUCGUUUACUGAGAAGGAUGAGCUGGCCCUCUCAACGCUGCUGCAAGCAGACCAAGAUAGUCCCCUGAGCGGCUGGUCUAUCAAUGUCUGCAUAUUGUGUAUAAAGUCCCCAACGAUCAGCCGGCUGUGUGAUUACACAAAGACUGACUCUGAUCAUCGUCCGACACAGGGCUCGGACAACACUUUUCAUUCGACGCCUGACAAUUGGCUCUUCACCAUCGAUUCAGAGCACAAGGUCACUCAGAUAGCCAUGACGCACUCCAGCAACUCUUCCCACGCGUUAGAUCCCGCACCCCCAGGGAAAGAAAUGGCAUCAGUCGACGAAGCCACUCCAAAAGACGAGUCGGAGAAUGGAUCUUCGGAUAUGUAUAUCGAUCCCGUCAAAGAGGCACGGAUGAUGAGAAAGUUCGAUAUGUAUGCCAUCGUGCCAAUGGGCUUUCUGUAUCUUAUGUCGAACCUCAACCGAAGCAAUCUUGGUAACGCCAACAUUGCGGGCAUGCCCGAAGAAAUUGGAUUGACAGGCAAUCAGUUUGGUGUUGCAACUACUUUGCUAUUCGCAACAUAUGUCCCUUUUGAAGGACCCGUUGCCGUGCUGCUCAAGGUUAUUGGCCCAAAACCACUGAUGACCACCUGUGCGUUUUGCUGGGGGAUUUCGGCUCUGGCUAUGGCUUUUAUUCAAGACUACCGAGGACUGUACGCGUGUCGACUGCUGAUUGGAUUUUUCGAAGCCGGAUUGAUUCCUUGCAUCAACGUGUACUUGGGCUGGGUUUACAAAAAGUCGGAACGAGGCAAGCGGUCAUCUCUCAUUUUCGCCUUCAGCGCGUUCUCCAGCGCCUUUGGUGGGGUUCUUGCAUUCGGCUUGACGCAGAUACACGGCCCUAACGGAUUUUCUGGCUGGCGGUGGCUCUUCUGUGUCGAAGGUGCCAUGACCGUGAUCAUCGUGCCUAUCUUCUGGUUUGUAUUUCCCAAGUCUCCAACUGAGGCAUGGUUUCUCAAGCCCGAAGAGAAGAGGAUGAUGAAUCUUCGCUACGAGCUGGAUCCUAGCUGGGGUCACUCGGAAACCUUCUCCUUGAAGGAGUGCAUCAAGGCUUUCAUGGACCCUAAAUGGUACGCAUUCUUCUGCUACCAGUUUUCCAUCAACAUCUCGCUUUACGGCCUGACUACCUUCUUGCCCGCCAUUGUCCGAGGUCUCGGCUAUACAUCCGUGAUGGCCAAUCUCAUGACGGUGCCCAUAUACAUAUGUGCCCUAUUCUUCUUCCUUCUUCUCGCCUACUUGUCCGACAGGAGUGGCGUUCGAGGUCCCUUCCUCCUUGGAGGUCUUCUCUGCCUGGUCAUUGGGUAUGCCAUCCUGAUUAGUGUGGAUAACCUGAAAGUCAGAUUUUUCGCCUGUUUUGUUGCCGCACUAGGAAUUUAUCCAACCACUGGGUUGUCACUCAUGUGGCUUCAAGACAAUGUUGCAAGGCACUACAAGAGAGCAACCAUGGUUGGAUUCACUCUCACAAUCGGCAACACCGCCGGUGUCGCAGUUGGACAGAUUUUCACCGCGCCAACGGGCCCAAGGUACAUCCGUGGCCUUUCCAUUGCCUUGGGACUGGCCUGUUUUGCUGCUUGCAUCGUGGUCACCAUGAUGACCACCAUGGUAAUUGUGAAUCGAAAGCGGGCAGCAAGAAUCCUGGCUGCGGAGCAAGCUGGAGCCCCUCUCGAAUCCGAUCCUUCUUUGGGUGACUACGACGUGUACUUCAAGUACAGCAUUUAGCCGAUAAACUCGGUGAAUCCUAUGUCCGGUCCUGGCUGGAGGGAAUCAAGCGGAAAUUGAGAUCAGUUAUGUGAUCUGAGAGUUAUCUUGGUGUUUAUUUUAUGGACAUGCCUGAUGGGGAUGCAGUCGCUUUAGUUGAGCCAUGUAGUGCCAUUAGAAUCAAGGACGUGAUUCACAUUAA